UUAAAGUCACUUUAACUGAAGUCUCUUGCUGCCUUUGAAAUCUUUGGAGAGAGCCCACCAUCAAGCAUUCUUAGUAUGGGAGCACCUGCUGGUUCUAUCAUAAUGAAAUGGCUGGUGUGGGUGCUCCUGCUGUGCUCCUCUGUGAUGGCACAACAGCACAGAGAUUCCACUCUGGAUCAUCACUGGGAUCUCUGGAAGAAAACCUAUGGGAAACAAUACAAGGAACAGAAUGAGGAAGUAGCACGGCGUCUCAUCUGGGAAAAGAAUCUAAAAACUGUGAUGCUUCACAAUCUAGAGCAUUCAAUGGGAAUGCAUUCAUAUGAUCUAGGCAUGAACCACCUGGGAGACAUGACCAGUGAAGAAGUGAUAUCUUUGAUGAGUUCCCUGAGAGUUCCCAGCCAAUGGCAGAGAAAUGUCACUUUCAAGUCAAACCCUAAUCAGAAAUUGCCUGAUUCUCUGGACUGGAGAGAGAAGGGGUGUGUUACUGAAGUGAAAUACCAGGGCGCUUGUGGUGCUUGUUGGGCUUUCAGUGCUGUGGGAGCCCUGGAAGCACAAGUGAAGCUGAAAACAGGAAAGCUGGUGUCCCUGAGUGCACAGAACCUGGUGGAUUGCUCAACUGAAAAAUAUGGGAAUAAAGGCUGCAAUGGUGGCUUCAUGACAGAGGCUUUCCAAUAUAUCAUUGAUAACAAUGGCAUCGAUUCAGAAGCUUCCUAUCCCUACAAAGCCAUGGAUGAAAAGUGCCAGUAUAAUGCAAAAAAUCGAGCUGCCACAUGUUCAAGGUAUAUUGAACUUCCCUUUGGCAGUGAAGAUGCCUUAAAAGAAGCUGUGGCCAACAAAGGACCUGUGUCUGUUGCUGUAGAUGCACGCCAUUCUUCUUUCUUCCUCUACAGAAGUGGUGUCUACUAUGACCCCUUGUGUACUCAGACUGUGAAUCAUGGUGUACUGGUGAUUGGAUAUGGUAACCUUAAUGGGAAAGACUACUGGCUUGUGAAAAACAGCUGGGGCCUCAACUUUGGUGACCAAGGAUAUAUACGGAUGGCAAGAAAUAGUGGAAAUCACUGUGGGAUUGCUAGUUUUCCCUCUUACCCGGAAAUCUAGAGGACCUCUUUGUUUUAUAACAAUUCGAGAAAGAAGAAACACUUUCUCACAAUUUAAUUUUACCUGCUGUAACCAGUAGAAAUGUGUGUCAUGAUCAAUGUAUAUUUACUGUACUAACAGAAAAUAUAGUUUGAUUCAUCUACUUUUUUAACUUUGCAGAUCUUGGGGAAAAGUUUGCUAAGUAAAUUAAUAAUGUACUAUAGAUAUAACUGUAUGAAAAUUGGUCAACCUGAGAUAAUCUGUCAUGUUUUUCAUUGUCUUAUUUUAUUUGUCCUUUUAAGUCCCCUGAUAUCCUGCUGAACCUCGAUGGCAUAUAGAUGCUUAAUAAAUAACUGCCUUUUCAACUUUGUAUCAUUACCAUGAGGCAGGAGACAGAUGGGCCCCCAGGGCAUGGGAAUAACAGGACAAUUGAGAGAGGAGUCUGGGCCCUGCCCACAUAGAAGAUAAGAGACCACAUAUUUCUCAUUCCUGAAGUCAGGAGAACCCCCCCCCCACUACACAUGCGCAGAAAGGCUCCUUGGAGGUCAAAAGGAGAGUGAUGCCAAGUGGCCAAAUCUACCCAUAGGCCUCUUCGGUAGAAUCCAUCUUGGCUAAGAGAUGUGCAUGCACACAUGGGAAAAUCCUGAGCUAUACCAAAUUCAGACUUUGAAUCAGGCAAAUCAAAAUGAUUGGCCUAAGGAAACCUGGAAAAAAUGCCCCAUAUAAGUGAUUUAAACUGCCACCAGGGCACGACUCUUUCUGAGCCCGCUCGUGUGUCUAUCCACACGUACUGCACUUUUUUCUGCAAAUAAAUACUUGUUUCACUACUUUC
This is a messenger RNA of Orcinus orca (killer whale), 1909 nucleotides long. It is a transcript of the gene CTSS, whose product is annotated as cathepsin S. Lineage: Eukaryota; Metazoa; Chordata; Mammalia; Artiodactyla; Delphinidae. Gene Ontology annotation, molecular function: cysteine-type endopeptidase activity. The record is from RefSeq and is a predicted model, not a curated record. The transcript has 8 exons. Bases 76 to 1098 code for a protein of 340 amino acids. Gene Ontology annotation, cellular component: lysosome. Gene Ontology annotation, biological process: immune response.